Caenorhabditis briggsae is the source of this 342-nucleotide messenger RNA. The transcript is spliced from 2 exons. NCBI's taxonomy places the organism in Eukaryota, Metazoa, Nematoda, Chromadorea, Rhabditida, Rhabditidae. The coding region runs from base 1 to 342 and encodes 113 amino acids. Gene Ontology annotation, molecular function: DNA binding. Gene Ontology annotation, cellular component: nucleosome. Gene Ontology annotation, biological process: nucleosome assembly. The record is from RefSeq and is a predicted model, not a curated record.
AUGGCAGUGACACGCCAUCAAACGGAAUCCGCCAAGCGACAAACCAGAAGAUCUUCGACAGUAGUACGGAUUCAAUCCACCAAAAAAUCCAAAAAGCCAUCGAACCCACAUCCACCGUUCGCCCAAAUGAUCCUCGAAGCAAUCAGUGAUCUGAGUGAUCGAAAAAAUAAGUGGAUCAGCAAAUUCAAGAUCGCCGCGUGGAUUUGCAAGAACUACAGUAUCCCGAGAUCCGCAUCAUCGAAGCACUUCACAUUUUUGGCUAUUAACAAAGCGGUGUGUGAGGAGAUUCUCGACGCGAGGACCAAUGGAACGAUCACUUCGUAUAAAAUUGUGAAACAAUAA